AUGACACAAGAAUGGGACUGUGCGCAAGCCUGUGUGACGUCGCUGAGGCCCCUAGAGAAAAACUGCCAGUUCUGUCUAAGGCGCCAUAAGCGGAGUUGUGUUGGGGCCUCUGGGGCAGCAGUGAACCCGCUCACUUGCAGAUCCCACCACAGCCAUGAGCAGUAACGAGUGCUUUAAGUGUGGACGCAUUGGCCACUGGGCCCGGGGAUGCUCUAAAGGAGGAGGAGCUCGGGUGCGUGGAGCUAGAGGCCGUGGCCGUGGAACUCAGUGCAGUUCAACCACGCUACCAGUCAUCUGUUACCGCUGUGGUGAGUCUGGUCAUCAUGCUAAGGACUGUGACCUUCUCGAUGACAUCUGCUACAACUGUGGGGAAAGUGGCCACAUUGCCAAAGACUGUGCCGAGCCUAAGCGAGAGAGAGGGCAUUGCUGUUACACCUGUGGCAGACCAGGCCAUCUGGCUCGUGACUGUGACCGUCAGGAAGAGCAGAAGUGCUACUCUUGCGGCGAAAGUGGCCACAUUCAAAAAGACUGCACCCAAGUCAAGUGCUAUUGUUGUGGCGAGAUUGGUCAUGUGGCCAAUCAACUGUAGAAAGAUGAGUGAGGUCAACUGCUUCCGCUGUGGUGAAUCCGGACAUCUAGCCCGGGAAUGCCCAAUUGAGGCUACCACUUAAUUUUUCGCUUUGUUCCCCCCCCUCCCCACCUCCUUUUGUUGACUGAUAAUUGUAUUAUUGUCUCUGAAACCUCUUCUCUGACCAAAGAUUGAUAGAUUGAGGCUACUUCCGGGUCAGUGAAUUUUAAUUACCAUGUUAAAAGAGGAAAGGGCUGGUUAAAAAAAAAAAUCUCAAAA
Molecule: messenger RNA, 847 nt
Organism: Cervus elaphus (red deer)
Lineage: Eukaryota; Metazoa; Chordata; Mammalia; Artiodactyla; Cervidae
Gene: ZCCHC13
Product: zinc finger CCHC-type containing 13
Exons: 1
Coding region: 155-589 (144 amino acids)
Biological process (GO): positive regulation of cytoplasmic translation
Cellular component (GO): cytoplasm
Molecular function (GO): zinc ion binding; single-stranded RNA binding; mRNA binding
Source: RefSeq, a predicted model, not a curated record